AUAGUUCAUAUCUUGAUCUUGCAAAAUAAAGUCACAAUUAGUGAAAAAAAUCACAGUGAUGGAUUAUGUGGAUGAAACAGUAAGUUCAUUGAAAUCCUGCAUUUUCGUCGCUUGGAACUUAAUGUGUUAUUGAAGUGAGAUCGUACAAAAAGAAAAACAUGGUGGCUACGUUUAAUAUGUUACCCUGGACAGUACUGUAUUUAGUCAUUUCUUUAAAUCGACAUAUACUUGCAAUGGGCAAACAAAUGGAAGAACCAAUAUGUACAUCUAGAUUCGACUACGAAUAUAAAAUGUUACAUAAAAUUGUCAUGUUGGAAACGGAACAAAACAAAAUGAAGGAAUUAAUGGAGGACACAAAUAAUAUACAGGACAAACUGAAAGAAGAUAGUCUUCGAAGGCAUGCAACAGUAGAGCGAGUUGAAAACAGACUGAAGCAGAUAGAAGUAGAAAGGUCGUUUGAUGGAAUAGGAAAUACGUAUAUCCGCUGGGGAAGAACAGAAUGCCCUAAGAAUGGAACAGAAAUGGUGUACAAGGGGUAUGCCGCAGGUGGACAUUAUAGCAAGAAAGGUGCCGCAAGCAAUUAUUUGUGUUUUCCCGAGGAACCAGUAUGGGGUAUUUAUGAAGAUUCAGAGCAGGUGGCUGGAACUGUCUAUGGAGCAGAGUAUGAACUCCAUGGUAGAAAUAUGGAUAAGUUCUUUGGCAGGACUAUGCUUAACCACGACGUGCCAUGCAGUGUGUGUAGGACAAAGAGGCCAAGUGUUCUGUUUGUACCAGGUCGAAACAUCUGUUUUGACGGUUGGACGUUGGAAUAUAGCGGGUAUCUGACCAGCGGACACGACUCUCAUCAUGCAUCCACCAGAUAUGUUUGCCUUGAUGUCAACCCAGAGAUUAUAGCUGGAGGAGUAUCUGAUGCCGAUGGAAAGCUUUUCUAUUUUGUUGAGGCUCGUUGUGGAUCAUUGAAAUGUCCACCUUACGUGAACGGACGAGAGCUUACGUGUGCUGUGUGCUCCAAAUAACAAAACUGUAUUGAUGUGCGUUUUCGAAACGAACUGAUCUGAAAAUAAGACGUAAAUGGCAACAAAAUGUCAUUCGGGAGACAUUUCUUUUCUACUAUAAUGUGACUUUUACGAGGAUAAAUUUGCAAAGUGAACAUAUUUAUACAAAGGUUUGGCUGCUCAACGAAAACAUUGGUUGAAGUAAAAGAUUGCACCUCGGUCAGCAACAUUUGCUCUAUCAUAUUUCUUCUAUUUCGUGUAGAAUGCGUUUUUAAAGAAAAAGCACCCAUACAUGUUACUGUUGGUACAAUAUGACUGUAUAGGAAGCAUCAAGCCCUUUUUCCAUCUACACAGGAUCCAUCUAGUCUAAUAUUUUCAUUUCAAAGAACGUUAGCAGUGUGGAUGCCUAUCUUAAUUAAGUUUGUACAAUCCGAAAUCUGAUCAAACUUUACGUUUCGUACAUAUUGCCUUCUAUAUGAUAAAAAAUAUUACUAACUGUUUGAUCUGCUUGAUUCGUAACAGGGAUCAUUUUUGCUGCUUCAUUUUGCACGAUCAAACUAUACAUAAUAUUCGAAGGUAUCCGAGUAGGGUAGUAGGAUGGCCUUUUAUAAUGUCGAAUGUAUGGUCAAAAAUAUAAUUUCCAAUUUCAAGAUUAUAAUUUCGAAAAGUUGUUUAUUUCAGAAUGUUGCUUUUUAUGAAAUAUCCGUUCAGAAAUAAAGUCAAAAUUACAUUUUACUGACUGCAAA
Molecule: messenger RNA, 1741 nt
Organism: Mercenaria mercenaria
Lineage: Eukaryota; Metazoa; Mollusca; Bivalvia; Venerida; Veneridae
Exons: 2
Coding region: 159-1016 (285 amino acids)
Source: RefSeq, a predicted model, not a curated record